UUUUUUUUUUAAAAAAAAAAAAAUCCAUUUAGUGUUAGAUUAGUACGUACUGACGUAUACAAAUAUAACUAAUAUAUACGAAUAAUACCCGCGAGUCAGUCAACACUUUAUAAAAUGGCACCCCUGAAAAUUCUCGUUUCUGGCGGUGGCAUUGCGGGGCCGGCCCUUGCAUUCUGGCUUGGCCGCAGAAGUCAUCACCACGUGGUAGUCGUUGAACGCUUUCCCGCCCUCAGGGCCACAGGCGCCCAAAUUGACCUCCGCGCUCAGGGUAUCGAGAUGGCAAAGCGUAUGGGGCUUCUCGAAGAAAUACGCAAUAUACGUGUGGACGAAGCGGGUGUGUCCUUUGUAGAUUCUGAAGGGAGGAUCAAGGGAACCGUCAUGGCCAACACCUCUGGCAAAGGUGCCCAAUCUCUGACCUCUGAAUAUGAGAUCAUGCGCGGAGAUAUCGUACGCCUGCUCUACGAUACGACCAAAUAUCAUGUAGAGUACGUCUUUGGAAAGACAGUAGAGAGCUUCGAGCAGGACGAGAAACAAGUUACUGCUCAUUUCUCUGAUGGAUCAUCCGACACGUUUGACCUCCUAGUCGGGGCGGACGGCCAGGGGUCGCGUAUUAGAAGAGCUAUCCUACCAUCUGACACAUCGGAACCUUACAGACGAAUUGGUAUAUACAUAGCGUAUUGGUUUAUACCUCGUGAAGAAGGGGAUACUAAUAUCCGCAGGACGUAUCUAGCUCCCGGCGGCCGCAUGAUCUUCCGCCGGACUCACAACUCCACUGAAACACAAGUUUAUCUCUUCCUAAAAGACGACUCGCCAGAGCUACGUAGCCUUCCAAGAGCCCCCGUGGAACAGCAGAAGGAGUUCUGGACGCAAAGAUUCCGCGGUGCGGGAUGGCAGACUGACCGGUUUCUUGAAGGUAUGAAGACCGCGGAGAACUUCUACUGCCAGGAAGCCCUUCAAGUCUGCACGAAUACAUGGUCCAAAGGCCGUGUUGUACUCCUUGGCGACGCAGCACACUGUGCGUCUCCUUUCAGCGGUAUGGGAACUACGGGAGCUCUCGUCGGCGCCUACGUCCUAGCUGGCGAAAUCAAUCGGAGUCCCGACAACCUGCCCCAAGCCUUUGCGAGCUACGACGAGAAACUUCGGCCCUUCGUCGACGUGAUCCAGGAUAUACAGCCAGGCCUGGUCCGAUUAGGCAUGCCCGAAUCGCGGUGGGGCAUCAUGUUAAUUCAUUUCAUUGCGGGCUUGCUCUGCUUUCUUCGUAUUCCCGAGCUCAUCGCGAGAUUCUCAAGGGAGGAGAAAGGUGGGUGGAAGGUGCCAGAGUAUGCAGAGCUUAGCCAUUCACAGUAAGACCCUGACAACACGCAAAAUACCACACUACGCACGAAGGGGAAAAAAUGAAAAUAAAAAAUAAACACAGAUGGUGGGUCUAGAGGUAAAAGACCCAAGGCUUUAUGACACAUACCGGUACACUAAUAACAUAACUACUGGAUCUCCGCUUCGGUAUAUAAUAGAUACCUACCUAAUAGGUAAUAGGUAUAAUCACUAGGUCAGGCCGUUUACUCCGCUCAGCAAGCAGCAGCAACAGGUCUAUUAUUCUUUCUUUUCUUGGAAUCUAUACACCACACUGCAUAAACCACUCGGAUAGCUUAGCAAGCUUAGUUGACAAUGAUAGUAGUGUACGGUACCCGUUCUGAAUUGGGGCUCGGCGGAUCUUUUAUCACACUAAAAGAUUAUGUACGGUAUUGUCCAACUAAGCCGCUAACAUAGGGCGUCAGAUUAUGGGCUUCUACAAUAUGUAAGUUAAUUGUUUGGAUAUUAGAUACCUGCUACCUUGUUAGUUGUACCCAAAUAUUAACUAAUAGGAUCUGAAAUUAAAG
Daldinia caldariorum is the source of this 1877-nucleotide messenger RNA. Its product is annotated as FAD/NAD(P)-binding domain-containing protein. The transcript is spliced from 2 exons. Gene Ontology annotation, molecular function: FAD binding. NCBI's taxonomy places the organism in Eukaryota, Fungi, Ascomycota, Sordariomycetes, Xylariales, Hypoxylaceae. The record is from RefSeq and is a predicted model, not a curated record. The coding region runs from base 115 to 1347 and encodes 410 amino acids.